GUACCUGGCAUUGACGGUUGCAACGCUACUUAAAGACGUCACAAUGUCCUGCGCCAUUUUCCGAGGAUCAUACGACCUUUUAAGGCCGAGAGAACAAAUAAAAUCACACAUAUAUUUCUUUAUUGCCUGGAUAGUGAUUCCUGUGCUAUAUGCCCGAUACCUGUUAGGUAGUUUGGGAUCAAUACCUUUGAUGUGUCUUGCUGAUCCCGGAUCGUACUCCAAACAGCAAUUGGGAGUAGCUUGCACCAUCAGAAAGUUUGGUUUUCUUUUGAUGAUAAGUUACGCGGGAAUAUUCGGGUUCAGUGUGUUGAUUGUGAUCAUGGGAAUCAUACGAUGUUGUGGAUUCGGUUUUAGUGAAAAAAGUUUUCGUCCACUAGUUAAACUGCCAGAGGAAAGCUUCAAAGAAGAUAAAAAGCCGCAACAAACACUCCACCCUCAAGCUGACGUGAAAACAACACCUACAGAUGAUG
Molecule: messenger RNA, 470 nt
Organism: Acaulospora morrowiae
Lineage: Eukaryota; Fungi; Glomeromycota; Glomeromycetes; Diversisporales; Acaulosporaceae
Source: the annotation of a GenBank genome assembly